AUACAGUACAUAUCUCAGUCUUAAAAGAUGACCAUACCAGUAUUGUCAUAUUCUGAAAAAAAAAUAAAUUGUUAAGAAUUACUUUUAUUUAAUCAGACACUUUAAUGUGGUCACAGGCAAGAGAAGCACUUCAGCCAGGACCUGAAGCCGUUUCCGAAGAGACAAGAAUACCCGUUUUACCUCGUCGACUUUGUUAUAUAGCCAUUUUAGACCGGCUGCUGUGGCAUCACGGAGACAACUGGGCACCACUAAUGCACUUCGGGGUAUGGCACCGUCCAGACGUAAGACAGGCAAACGGAGUUAAUUGGAUUGGGGGAUUAUCUUCAUUCAUACACAGUAUGCAGCAAUUUCCACCAAGCACGGUGUCAAAAUGAAAAUUUAUCUGAGGUGAAUUGGGAGGAAAUAGCCUUCCUGGUAUCAGCGCUUCAUAUUGGGUUUCAGCACAAGAGAAGCCCCUCCCCUCUGUCUGGGUUUGUUCUAAACCCCUCAGCUGCUACACAGAAGAAGCUCACAGUAACUCACAUACAGACAGAAAAAAGAGAGACAGAAGAUGGCUGACUCUAUUGGGCAUCAGAAACCCUCACUGGCAACAUCAGCUUCACCCAGGCUCUCGCGAAUGACAGCCAGCCUUCUCCACAUAUAGAAAAGCCCUCGCUCCCGCCCGUUAGGGCAGCCUCUUGCGCAAAUAUUGACAGAAAUAAUAGAAAAAAAUGGCAGAGAUGGAAAAAGAAGGUAGACCUCCUGAAAAUAAAAGGAGCAGAAAGCCAGCCCAUCCAGUGAAAAGAGAGAUAAACGAGGAGAUGAAGAGUUUUGCAGAAAAUACUAUGAAUGAACUGCUGGGCUGGUACGGCUAUGACAAGGUAGAGCUGAAAGAUGGGGAAGACAUUGAGAUUAGGAGCUACCCUGAUGGGGAGAGCAGGCAGCACAUCUCUGUUCUCAAAGAAAAUUCUUUGCCAAAAUCAAAAGCUGCAGAAGACCACAGCAGUUCGCCAAACAAUACAAACAGUAGUUUUUCGGGGCCAGCUGUGGGAAAUGGAGUUUCAGAUUCAUCUUCUUCAUCUUCUUCAAAGGAUCAUGGGAAUGUCCCAAUAAUUGUUCCAUUAAUCCCACCACCACUUAUAAAACCACCAGCAGAAGACACAGUCUCAAAUAUACAGAUCAUGUGUGCCUGGUGUCAGAAAGUGGGUAUCAAACGCUACUCCCUAAGCAUGGGCAGUGAGCUUAAAAGCUUCUGCAGCGAAAAAUGUUUUGCAGCAUGUCGGAGAGCCUACUUCAAGCGCAAUAAGGCUAGAGACGAAGAUGGACAAGGUGACACAUUUCCCCAGCACCACUAUUCUAAGGAAACUCCAAGGCUUGUCUUCAAGAUAAACAGCGAUGUACUUGUAUGCGAUUGGUGUAAACAUAUACGUCAUACGAAGGAGUACCUGGAUUUUGGAGCUGGAGAAAGACGUCUUCAGUUCUGCAGUGCGAAGUGUCUCAACCAAUACAAAAUGGACAUUUUCUAUAAAGAGACUCAGGCCAAUCUUCCAGCUGGCCUCUGUAAUCCUGGACAUCCUCCAAUGGAGAGUAAGCCUGAAAGUAGUGCUGUGCAAUUACUGACACCUGAAUCAUGGAACAAUCCAUUGGGAGACUUGAGAAGGAAAGCUUCAUCUCCUGGGAUGACAUUGGUUAGCCACAACCAAACACCUGGGCCCUCAGGGACUACACCAACAUCUCCCUCUGAACCUGCUGUCAUUUGUUCCUCUGCCAAAAUACCCACGCCAGGACCUAAGCCCCAUGAGAGUCCAACACUUCCGCCACCAGUACCUAUUCCUCCUCCACCAAUAGGGGUCCCACCUGGAAGUCCUCCAGUGGUUAUGACAAAUCGGGGUCCUAUGCCUUUGCCAUUCUUUAUGGAACAUCAAAUGAUGCAGCAGAUCCGUCCUCCUUUUAUCCGAGCCCCCCAUACCCCAAGUCCGAAUAGUCCUUUAUCCAAUCCCAUAAUUCCAGGAAUAGGCCCACCACCAUCUAGAAGUAUAGGCCAAACUUCAAGCCCCAUGCACAGGCCAAUGCUUUCACCACAUAUUCAUCCACCGUCUACUCCAACAAUGCCAGGAAAUCCACCUGGUUUAAUACCACCUCAUCCAGGAGCUCCAAUGCCAGGGUUACCUUUCCCACCAGUAAACAUGAUGCCAAAUGGCCACAUCCCAAUGCCACAGAUGAUGAACUUUAGUGUGCCAUCACUUGCUCCUUUGGUGCCACCCCCAACCCUAUUGGUGCCAUAUCCAGUUAUUGUCCCACUCCCAGUUCCAAUCCCUGUUCCCAUUCCCAUUCCCUUUAACUCAAAGUCCUCCAGCAGUGACGGCAUCAUUCCAAACGCAUCACCUGAAUGUGGUGAGUCCAAGGAGACCAAGUUUGUCUCGCCCGAAUCCCAUGGUGAUGAAAACUCCAAACAAGGGUCUUCAAAAUCCACUGAAUCAACUCCAGCUUUGACUGGGCAUUCUUCUAAGCAAUCAGUUCUUCAUGAAAGGAGCAGAAGUGAAGUUGUUGAUUUGACUGUCAAGCCAGAAAGUCCAAUAAAAGCCAAGCUUAGCCACAUAAAUUCUUCAGUCUUCUCACCAGAUGGUGUUAUAGAUUUAACGGUAGGUCGACGGUCUAGACUUCAACAUGUAAUCCAGAGAGCAGUGCAGAAUGUGCAAGUGAAGGAAGAAGCUGAACCCCAUAGUGUCCUCAAUCUUGCCUUUCUCGGAAGAGACAGACUGGACAGCAACUGUAUAGACAACUGCAGUCCUCUGGAAGGCAUGACACUGCCUUGCAGUGAUCCUACACUUUGUGCUGCUGCACCACAAACACAGCAGCAUAAUCAACAGCAACAAUUUAUUCUAAGCAACACAGGGACAGAGUCCAUUCCUGCAGCCAUGUGCAAUGUCAUUGUAAAUGGCACAAAGACUACUGAGGCUGCCAGUAAGAGUGUUUCUUCAGAGCAUCGUCCAGAACUUCAUAAGACAUCUCAGCACUCAGAAGAAACUACGGUCAAUGAAUUGGAGUCAGUGAAGGAAAACAACUGCACAGGGGCCUCUGGCUUUCAACUGGAGCUGGACACAGGACUAAUUAAAGACAGAGCUCCAUGAAAGGAAUAAAAAUAUAAAACAACAAAAAAUAAGCCUGCAAUGUUUAGACAACACCAGCUGCACAACACCCUCCGCUUCACUUUUCAACCAGCAGUAUAUGGAGUCUGAUGUCCCAAAUGUCUCCUACUUGUCAACUGCUUUUUGAACUGCAACAGCAGCACGAACAACAGCAAAAUGGAAAAAGAUCUGCUACAACAACAGGUGUAACACAGUAGAAGGAGGCAAAGGUCAAGUACAGGCCACAUGAAGGAUGAGAAAAAACUGCUUCCACGCUUGACUACAACACGGGACACUUCUCGCUCAUCCCUCUUCCUUUGUAUUCUUCUUUUUAAAAAUGUGCUAUUCUUUUCGAUUUCCACAGGCCUUUGGACUAAUGAAGGUACUUCCUUCUCUUGUUUAAUAGUUUAAAACCGCUGAAAUUGGUAGGAAAAGGAGUGAGAAUCAAAAUUACAAUUUCCUAUUUAAUACCUUGGAUAAUCUCUGUUGAUUUGCUGUAGGUGUGAUCACUCAGAAUAGUACAGUGAUAACUCAUGAGUUAAAUCUUGGUGGACCACUUCAAUGAAGAGACUGGACAUUUGACCAGGCUAUCUGACCACAGCAUAAAGCUAACUGGCCACUGGAAAAUAAGGGAAGGUGCAAAGAAGUUUAAAAAAGUGGUGAAAAUGCUUACCAGGGUGAAAUACUGGGUGACAAAUGAGUUGCUUUCUCUGUUGUAACUCCCUUCUUAAUAUGAGUACAUCUCCACUUUUGACUUAUGGGCUUUAUUUUGGGAUUUUUCAAGGCCUGUGUUAAUAUCCCAAAUGUUUAAAUAGAAAUAGAAAAAAUCAACAUUCUUAUGAUUACCUGCUUUCUACAGGAUAUUUAUUUCAUUUGCCUUUGAAAUAACCCUGUUCCCUUCAAUUGGCUGUAGCAGAUAAGGUAAACUGAGUGUUGGCUCAGUUUUUUUUUUUCCUCAUAAAUGAUUUCAGAAGUUCCAAAUGUAUUUUAGAAUUUUCAUUAUUUAUUUAGGACAUAUAUAAAGUAAAGAAAUAGUAAUUCAUGAUUUUAUUACAACCAUAUUAUCUCGAAAUUGUAAUAAUCAGGGCCAUUGCCUAGUCACACCUCCUGUGAGUAUGAAUAAAGAACACAUUCACAAACAUGGAUAACAUUUUAGUGAAGAUACUGCAAAAAUGCAUGUUUUACUCAUAUGCUAUUAUGUCACAAGACAUGAAUAAAGGCAUUUGUGGUGUUAAUCACAAUUGCAAAGCAUCAGUUCUUCUGCACAAUUUGGCCUAUUACAAUAAGGUCACUUUGGAAUGGUCACAGGUGACUUAAGUAAAACCCCCUUUCUCUUGAUAUUGCAAACUUCAGUGUAAAACUUGUAAAUCCUUCAUAUUUAUAAGUAAUUUCACCAGCCCGUCACAGGCUCUUAAAAUAUGCUAUUCUGCACAGAGAUGAAUAACCCAUCUACUGAUGUUUUAAUGGGUAAUGUAGACCAGAAUAAGCAUGUGUUAACGUCAUUUUACAUAAGAAUAAAGGAGUAACAGAUGCACUCUAAAGCGUUACUGAAACAUGUUCUAAAAAUCAUAAUGUUGCUAUUCUAUAUAGUAUUAAUAACACAGAAAAUCAAUAAUUAUACAGGUAUAGAUUUUUGGGGGAAAAAAAGUCAGAGCAAUGGAUACAAAAGCGGUGUUAGUGCAGGCUGUGCUGAGUGCUAUUAGGAGCCCAUAUGUCAAAAAGGGAGAGCUUCUCUGUUAAAGAGGUCUUUAAAAUAUGCACUGUGCUGUGCUCAGAAUGCACGUUGUCAGCCCCAAACAAGCAGCCCACUUGUCCAGCUUGCUAAAUUCACACUGUGCUGCAGCUCCAAUGGAUGCACUGCUAAAAUGAUGCAUACUGUAUGUUGUACUAUUAUAUAACGUAUGACAGCAUAUAUUGCUACUGAGAUCAUCUUGUCCAAUUAUACAGAUCCACUUUAUGCAUUUUUUUAGAAUUACAGGGUUUAUUUCUUUCUUUUAUGUGUUUUUUCUGUUUUGUUGCUUUGGACGGACAUUGUGCCAAGAGAACAUAGUACAUGUUUAGAAAGUUCUCAGCCUUCUUCCUUUUUUAAAUAUGUGGUCCCUCAUCCUUUUAGUACACUUUUUUAAAUUGAAAACCAAAAUUCCCUCAAGGUGUAAAAAAUCUAAAAGGAAGCUUCACUUGUUAUAAAGAAAUUAAAAUUGUUUGUUGGGGCAGCGGAUGGGGUGGACAGGUUUGGCGGUCAGAUCUGCUAAAAUUUCACACUUUUUUACUUCAAUUCUAUGAUCCAGGCAUUCAACGAGACAAUCUUUUUCAUUUGCAUAAUCCCUUUAGUUAUACCUAAAAUGGUAUAAAAAAUGAGGUCAGAGCGGGAAGGGGGUAUUGUUGAAAUUAGUCUUUAAAAAUGAAACAGCCCUAAAAUCCUUUAAAGGCAUUUUCUCUUUUUCUUGACUUGGUGAAGAUAAAAUGUGCAAUUAUUUUCUCAGAUGCUGAAUAAAGGGGAACAGGGUACUACUGAUUUUGUCUACAAUAGUUGACCUUCCCUGGGAAGGGAAGGGCAAUCUAGCAUCCAUUUAUUAAAAGGGUAAUAAUAACAGGGAUUCAGAUUCACUGGUGGCUUAAGUUACACUCACUUUGAAGAUGCUGUUACAAUUUGUCCAUCAGAGUCAUUUUCUGUAGUAGACAUCAAGCAUGCCUCCUGAACUUUAAUGGUUUCUUUUUCAUAUUUAAGAACCUUUUGCACAGGACAGAAGUAGCAGAACACAGCAAAAUGCAUGCAUAUUGUCAAUGAGUCCCAGUAACCAUCCUUUUAAUGUACUGCUGCCAGCUGAAAGGGCAGAAAGGAGGGAAGAACCCCACUAAAGGAAGACAGCAGAAAGGAAUUAUGGUCAAAAGAAGGGCCAAUAUAUUAGGGUUCAAUUACUUUUAUCUCUUCACAGCAACCUUACAUUGUUAACAUAUCUCGGAAGCUUUUACAGAGUCACAAUCAUUUCAAUCCAGUGGGCUCACAAAGUUUCUUACUGGAACAAAACUUGAUAGCCUUUUUAUUAUGCAUAAGCAAUUUCAUUUACCUAUUUAAUAAUGACCUGAAAAAAAUCUUCUUUCCAUUACUUAAUGCAGGCAAAGAUUUCAAGUACAUGUUGCCUUUUUACAGUCUACAGACCACUAGUGACUUUAGCAGAUGUAUCUGGGGUUUUUUUCUGGCUUUCUACACAUGCAUUUUGUCUCCAGCACUAUAUUUUUAGGUUGCUUCCUACCAUACUUAGCAGCACAUCAUCAAAAUGAGUCUUGAUCUCCAUUUAUCUGUUCACUUCAUGUACUCUCUUUAUCCAGUCUAGGAUUGUAGAGGCCUGAAUCUAUCCUGGCAGCACUUGGCACCAAGCAAGAACCAGUCCUGGGCAUGUUUCUAGUCCAGCACAGGGCCCAUUCACACAUCCCACUAACAUGAGGCUGAUUAAGAAUCCCCUAAUAACAAAACAAAUAUGUCUUUGAGAUGUAGCAGUAAACUGCAGUACUGUUUAGACACAGGAAAAACAUGGAAAUACCAUGCAGACAGUGACCAGGCUCAGAAUCAAACUACUACAGCAAUGGAACUAAACUGUGGGACCACACCUCUAACCACUGCGCCAUUGUGCUGCUCUUGCUCUAUCCUUCACAUGGCAUUAAUAAACUUAAGACAUACUAUCAAGAGGUGGCCACCAUUUAGCUCACAGAAAUUCUAACUGCAUUUUGAGACAGAUAAUAAUAUAUACUGUAAGAUAUAAAGAAUCACCUAUAAUGUAUUAAAUGCAGUUGAAACCUUUUUUUAAAUUUACUGUUUGCAAAAAAUAGGAAAUAUUUCUUGACUCUUGCUUUCCAUUGUAUUUUUUUGGUAUAUAUUUUGAGUUCACCUCUCAGAUCAGCACAACCUACUGCUGCAAUUGUGCAUUUUUGCUCACAUCCUUUUAGUAAAGUUGUUUGGUACAUCCAUAGUUUUUCACCCAUAUGAAUUUAAUUUUAAUAUUGAGGUAACUAAAAACAUGGGGGCCACAAUAAGAUUUAAGAAAACCCUGGUCUCCCUGUUUAUUACACAAUUGAAAGAAGGAAGAGUAACAUGCUGUGAGACACAAUACACUGUAAUACUCCAUGAAAAAGCACCCAUUGAAAAACAGGAGAUUCAGCAAAUGAAUCUGUGUUGUCAUCUUUGUCUCUUCUCUUUUCUCCUUUUCUCACCAUAAUCAGGUCUAGUCUUGCAAUCACUUAUCAGUUCCUUCAAUGUCAGGUGUCCUGGAGAAGAGAACAGACUUGCAUCUCGAUGUCCAUACAAAUGUGCCCCACCACAAAACCUCUUUGAAUACAUUAAUGCCAGCAUAUUCAGUGUCUAUUUUUCUAGGGUAUUAAUGGAAUUAUAUAAGGUGUCCAGACAAUAUGCUAUAAAAUAUUUAUAUGUCCAUGCUUUUCACUUUUACCUUAAAAUGUGAAUGACAACAGCACAUUUCACCUAACAGACUGUAAAAUUUAAUGUUAUAUGUAGCACCUGCAGCCACUGUCACAACAAAGUUCGCUUUGAUGCCAUUGAAGUAGGUGCUGCCUGAGAGUAGAAAAGGCUAGUAAGGCUAUUGGCAUCUUAAAAUGUUCUAAAACUUAGUAGUCUCUACCCAAAAGCAACAAAUAUGUAAACAUUGGCACAGUGGUUUGUAAAACACUGCAAAUCAAUAUACUUGCUUGGUCAUGGUAAACACCUAGAACUAUUGUCUAAAUCCAUUUAAUCCCAACAUAAGGCUCCUCUGGCUGGAGCCUAUUACAACAGCAUUGAGUACAAGUGAAGAGUCUGAUCGGCACAGUGUUCCAAUCCAUCACAUAUGCACAUCCUCAGCGUGAUAACAUGAAGGUGCCAAUGAAUCUGACACCUGGAAUGGAGGAGGAAAGACAAAGGAUUUGAAAAAAAAUCCACUUGGACAAAAUAAGAAUGUUCAAUCUCCUGGAGCUGUGAGGCAGCAGGCAGCACUAACCACUGUUAUUCCACAUAACCAGAAUAAUUAGAAGCAUCAGAGCAUGGUCCAAAUCUGAAAGCUUUAGUAUGAGAGAAAAGCAACAGAAGCAGGUGAAACUAACAGACUAUUGGAGACAAUAAUAAUGAAAAAACUACAAGAGCUGUAACACUGAGAGACAGGAGGUCUCCAAACCUCACCUCACGUACCCUGUAUUCAGUAUGUCAUAGCAGGGGUAAUCCAUUUAUAGCCUACCUUAAGAUUAUGUGUGGAGCAUCUCCAGGGUAUGAUGAAUCUCAAGAUAAAUCUCUAGCUGAAUUUGCUUAAUUUUGCAGACUUCAGCGUUUAUAGUCUCUUUGAUUUAUUUACAUUACAUGUUAUUCCGGUGACACCAUUUUGUGUUUUACCAUGGCUGACAUUUUUGCUACUGUCUUGGACAUGUCAUGUUGUUUAUAGUUGCUAAGCCCAUUGUCAGACAUAUAAUGUGAAGAUUAUAAAACAUAAAAUGAAAACACACAGCUACUCAUUAUCUGUGCACUGGAUUCACCAUUCUAAAAGAAUUAGUGUAGCACGAAGAACAAAUUUGUGUUAGAAAUUUUGUUGCUUUCUUCUUUGUUCUGCCUUUGAUGUCUGGUUUGGUUUGCUCCUCUUGGUACUUUGACUACUGCCUGUUAAUAUUAAUUCAUCUUUGCCCACACCAUUUGAUUCUUCCAUCUCCUGGUUUCUUUUAUUUAAAGUUAAAUUAUCUAUGCUUCUGUACUUCAUUGGUGUUCAGUACACAUAAACACAGUUUUGAGUUAAAGAGUGCCCAACAGAGUCAUGUGACCAUCUCAAAACAAUGCCAUCUAGUAGCUCCAGAAUCUAAUGCACACCAGGAAUAAGGGGGCUGACAUAAUACAGUAUAUAGGGAGCUAUCUAGUGGCUUGGGGAACUUGACAAUCUGCAGUUUAGGCAGACAGACAGACAGACAGACAGACAGACAGACAGGUAGAUAGAUAUUCUUUUGAUCCCAAGUAGAAACUGUAGUGCAGUAUCACAGCAGCUGACCCAAAAUACACUUGAAAUGAAGCGGUAAAUAAAUCACUUAAUAACUACAUCCAUCUAUUUUCACCUACCUCAAUGUAAGCCUCCUGAACCCUUAGCAGUUGGAACUUGUAGAUGGUUUCUCCUUUUCUAACAUUAUCCCUUUCUGCACCUGGUAAACCACUAUUUUAUUCAUUUUUAUUUACACAUGGUUUUGUUGAUUUUAUAACUCGUUGUAAAUGCUAUUUAAAACAGUAGUAACAAAACAUAACAUUGCCAAACCAAUUAAGCCAAAUUCAGGCUUGUGAGAAUAAAGGCUAACCCAGCAGAACUGGGUACAAAGCAGAAAACAACCCUGGAUGAGGUGCCAGCCCAUCACGGGAAUCCCAGUAAUGACUUGCAAAAAUCUGAUCACUCUCAUUAAAAGAGUGUUCAAUGUCAGCUUGCUGUCUUUACCAGUAAUGGGAGUUCUCAGUUACAAAAAUGUUGUUCUGGAAAUGUCACAACCAGGUCAGUUAUUUUCUUGUAGACAAGCAUCACUUCAGGUUGCUUUUGUAUACAAGUAUGUUGUAAUUUCACUGUGCUAAAUGAUGGAGCUCAUUCUUGGUGCACUGCAUGUCUACCACUUGAACAUAACUGUUAAAUGUGUGUAAAGAGUGCUGUUUUUUAACUUCUUUUUUGACAUUUGAUAUUGAAUUUUUUUAAGUGAAUUGCGUUGCAAUCCAGUUUGGUUUUUAAAAUAGAGGCAGUAAAUGAAGAACAUAUUCUCUAAUAAUUCUGGCCCUUUAGCUGAAUUGUCCAUCGAGACAUGUGCCCACACAAAAGAACGUCUCAUUGAUUUUGAUUCUUUUGCCUUGCACAUGCUGUGUUAAUUGCUGAAGAAAGGAAACUGUUAAGGACUUCAGCUGAAACCAUCGCAACUAAGAGGGCAAAUUAUGUUUCUGAAUCACUCACUUGAGAAUGUGACUGGUUUUCAUGUUGCUUUGAUUAAAAUUUCUGCUGCUAUAAUUAUUGUUUGCAGACUUUUCUUUUGAUAAAAUAUGGCCUUGUGUUUGGAAACAUGUUUGAAGUGUUCACUUGUUAAAGAAGGCCCAAGUAUGCCAUACAUAACAUGACCUUUGAUACAAGACAGACCACCCACCUCAAGAACUACCUCAGUUGUUUCAGGCACACGGAUACAUUAUGGCAGUUUCUGGGUGACCAUGGCUAUGAUGAAUUGUUGCAUGGGGAUGACAUUACAUUCAGUGUUUAUUACAUGUGUUUCUUUAGACCAAAAACACACUUUCUUGAUUUGGUGAUCAUGAUCUGUAACCUUCU
Messenger RNA from Polypterus senegalus (gray bichir), 10414 nucleotides. RefSeq names its product sine oculis binding protein homolog (Drosophila) a (gene sobpa). The record is from RefSeq and is a predicted model, not a curated record. Gene Ontology annotation, cellular component: nucleus. Gene Ontology annotation, biological process: animal organ development. The transcript has 7 exons. NCBI's taxonomy places the organism in Eukaryota, Metazoa, Chordata, Cladistia, Polypteriformes, Polypteridae. The coding region runs from base 711 to 3110 and encodes 799 amino acids.